Molecule: messenger RNA, 1846 nt
Organism: Candoia aspera
Lineage: Eukaryota; Metazoa; Chordata; Lepidosauria; Squamata; Candoiidae
Gene: MORN1
Product: MORN repeat containing 1
Exons: 14
Coding region: 36-1520 (494 amino acids)
Source: RefSeq, a predicted model, not a curated record
GCGGCCGAGCAGCGUCUCCUGAGGGAGACGGGAAAAUGGCGGCUGAGGGGGCUUCUUCUUACUGUGGGGAGAUGAGGGACCAGCGAAGGAACGGUUAUGGACGUUACGUUUAUCCCAACUCCUUUUUCAAGUAUGAAGGACAGUGGCAGAGAGGGAAAAAACAUGGACAUGGGAAAUUACUGUUCAAGGAUGGAAGUUAUUAUGAAGGUGAAUUUGCAGAUGGAGAAAUUGUUGGCCACGGACUCAGAUACUGGGCAUCUACAGGGAAUACUUAUUCCGGCCAAUUCCUCUUUGGAGAACUUCACGGGCAUGGAGUCUUUCAUUAUGGAAAUGGUGGAAAAUAUGAAGGAGCUUUCUCCUAUGGGAUGCGAGAAGGCUACGGGUCACUGACUGGAAAGGAUGGAGAGACUUACCAAGGAUGCUUUCAUAACAACAAAAAACACGGAGGAGGAAAAAUGACCUUCCAAAAUGGGGAUGAAUUUGAAGGCGACUGGAUCCUGGAUCAGAGGCAAGGCCAUGGAGUGCUUCGCUGCGCUAAUGGAACCCUAUAUGAGGGACAAUGGAGAAAUGAUACAUUCAAUGGACAAGGCUGUAUGAUCCAUUGUUCGGGUGUCAUCUACGACGGUCUCUGGCAUAAUGGCUCCCCCAUUGAGCAAGCAAAGACAAUGGUGAUUUUGGGACCAGAGGUGAUCGACGCAGGCCCAGGAUCGGCUCUUACUUUUCAUGUUCAGCUGGAGACUAAAAAUGGAGAGAUUUCUAAAAGUGAAAGGGGCCGCCUGCUGGCAAUUGCCGCUAAGAUCAGAAAGUGCCCGCUUCCAGCAAGCUACACCACUGGCUCCAGUGAAUCGCUUGAACCAGCUGAGAAGCCGUCCUUCCAAAACUCAUUGAAGUUUGGGGGUGCAGACUGCCCUUUGAUGGCUGCCAUGUCUGGAAGCCCACCACUGCAAGAUGCUCUACCAGUUGUCAGCAAAUCUGGACCUGCUGGGCCUGAAGGGCUCGCCUCCAAGGGAAGAGGGCCAGAACCCAAAAUGACGUUCUGUGCUGGUAGAGGAGAUGCCCUUAGCAACCAGGAUAAAGGAAGCCAUACCUACGGUUUUCCCCAUUUGCAAAGGAGCAAACAUGGCUGGGCCACCUUCAGAAACAUCACCCUCGCCUCUCUCCUGGCCGAUCCACUCCCUGAUCCACAGGCUGGCAAACUGCCUGAAGUAAGAAAGAUCAAAUUUGAAAAGCAAAGUGCCAGGGCCUCUACAGAGGAAAUGGAGGCUUCCACCAUGGUUAAGGCCAGAAGUAGCAGAUCAGGAAUGGCCAUUGAAGGAUGGAAGUCCAGGGUGAAUGAAAACCCUCCAAAAGCCCUCACACCACCUCCACCAGGAGAGUAUGUAAUUACGGUUCGCGAAGUGACAUCACCUCGAUUCCUAGGCCAACUUCUCCCACCUGUUUUCAAGCUUUUGAGAGUUCUGCCAAAGAAAGACAUAGUUAUGGGUUCCGGUAAAGAAAUUCAGAAAGAUCUUGGCAGUUAAAGGGGGAGGAAAUCGAUGGACUGCAACCAAGCUCCCACCUGAACUUAGGGGGAGAUGUGUGCCCUUCACUGACAUGGGAAUUAUUCAUGCAACUUCACCUCUCAGCAAUUUCCCUCUUUCUCUUAAAGAGGAUCUACAGCAUGGGAAACACAAAAAAAAAGCAAAGGAGCAAAAUACAACCAUCUGCUUUAUCAUUCCUUCUAGCCAAUAUUAAUUUAGAUGAACUGUAGAUACUUAAUUUUGCAUCGCUGUAGGCCAAGGAUUCAGUCCUACUAGCAUCUAUGUAUAAUUUCUCUCCAAAUCAAAGCGUACUUUGUGCAUUCAAC